AUGUCAAUUACACUAAAAAAAAUUGAAAAAAUAUUAUUGGGUUCUAACCCAAUUCCCACUCAUUGGCCAUCACAAUGGCUCCAAUGUAUCGAUAACAUACAAAAUAAAAUGGAACAAAAUAUGAAGGAAGGAAAUAAUAAAUACGUAAUAAAAGUGACAAAUGCCUUUAAAAAGUAUGGACAAAAUAAUAUAUUUAACGGUUUAAACAUGACUGUGAAAUCUGGUUCAAUCUAUGGUCUUUUAGGACCAAGUGGCUGUGGUAAAUCGACACUUCUUCAAUGUAUUUUGGGAUCGUUGCCACUGGAUUCUGGUUGUAUUGACUUACAAGUAGAAAGUUUAGAAGACGUUGGAUAUAUGCCUCAAGAUAUAUGUCUGGAAGAUACUUUGACCAUAAAAGAAACUUUCGAGUACUAUGGAUCACUUUAUAGAAUGAGCAAGACAAAAAUUAAAAACAAAUUAGAUGAGAUUAACGUAUUUCUACAGUUACCAGAUUUUAAUAGUUACAUUAAUGAAAUAAGUGGUGGCCAAAGUAGAAGAGUAUCUUUAGCUAUUAGCUUAUUACAUGACCCCAAAGUUAUGAUUUUGGACGAACCAACAGUCGGAGUUGACCCUUUGCUGAGACAAGGAAUUUGGGCAGAGUUUACCAAAAUGGCCAAAAAACAUAAAAAAACAAUCAUAAUAACUACUCAUUAUAUUGAAGAAGCAAAUAAAUCGGAUUGCGUCGGCUUAAUGAGAAAUGAAUUGAUAAUUGAAGAAGGACCACCUCAAGACAUCCUUGUCAAAUAUGGUACAGAUACAUUGGAAUCAGCUUUUUUAACGAUUUGCUGUAAUCAAAGAACAAUUAUUAAAAAUGAUGACCACAGCAGCACUAUUCAAGUAAAAGAAAAAAAUCGAUCAAAAAAAAUAAAGAAAAUGGAAAACAACGUCGAUUUAUAUAGAAUUAAAGCCUUGAUAAAAAAAAAUUACCGUGUAUGCUCUCGAGAUUAUAUGUUGUUAUUCACUGUGAUCUUACUGCCUAUAUUGCAAACGUUUAAUUUUUGUUAUGGGAUUGGAGUACCGUUUAAAAAUAUGUCAAUAGCUUAUAAAAACGACGAGAUUAAUAUUUUAGAUUGUCAAUAUUCAAAUGUUAAUAGAUGUAUUUUAGACGAAAAUAACAAUCAAAAAAUGAGCUGUAUUAUUAUGAACUACCUCUCAUCACAUGAUUAUAAAUUAAUCGAAAUACAAGAUCGUGAAGCUGCUGAAACUAGUAUAGAUCACGAAGAGCAUAUCGCAUUUCUAUAUUUUCCUGAAAACUAUACUAGUGGUUUUACACAAUAUAUUAAUGACCGUCAAUAUUUCGAUUUAGAAUCUAGAAUUUUUGUUCAUUUAACGAACGAAAAUAUUUUAUUUAAAAAUCAAAUUACGAUAGAUGUACUAGAAUCAAUAAGUCAUACAAUAAAGGAAGCAUUAAAUAGUUGCUCUAAUAAUCCAACAUCAGUCAGUGUACCCUUGGAGUUCAAUACUUUGUUUGGAAAAGAAGUCAAGUCAUUUGUCAAUGGUAUCAUUUCUCUUUUUAUAGCCAUGAUAGCGUUUUAUUUCCCAAGUGUAUUUGCAGUAAGCAUAAUGAUGUCAGAAAAAAUGGACGGUCUCCUUAGCCGAUCCAUGUAUGCAGGUGUCAAAAUAUUGGAAUUGUUAAUUUCUAUGUUUUUUAUCACAACACUGUUACUUUUGUUACAAGUGAGUGCUUCCUGUUUCAUUUCAUAUGUUAUAUUUUCGAAUCCAAUACAAAUCACCAACGGGCUGUUUGUCUAUGUGCUAUUAUUAUUACUAUUGGGAUGGAUAGGUUUUUAUUUGGUAAGUUUAUUUACUGCUGUUAUAUCAACUACAAAAUUAGGCGGUGUGUACAUUAUAACUGGAUCAUCUAUGACUCAGUUUUUGUUAUCAGGUGCAAUAUGGCCUUUGGAAGGACAGCCCCAAUUAUUAAGGCAAUUUUCGAUGGUACUUCCUAUAAGGCUAGUAGGAAAUACAAUGAACAACAUAGUAUUAAAAGGGUGGUCAUUGGAUCAUCCAUCAAUCUUAACAGGAACUUCAUUGACUGUUUUUUAUACUAUAUCAUUAGUACUGGUAUUAAUUGUAUUAAGAAAAUUAAAAAAAGAUUGGUGGGUUAUACAGAAAUAGAGAGUUUUAUACAAAUAAUUAAUAUAAAAAAUUUUGUAUAGAAAUAUGUUAAUAUACCUAGUUAUCAAUUUUUUUUUUAAAUCACGGAGUUAAGGUUUUAAUACGAUGUACGCUAUAUUAACAUAAUAUAGCUAUCCACAUUUUACUUUUGCUUACAUUUUAUUUUGAAUUGGUUUAAAUUAAUGACAUUAUUAUGUUUAAACACUCGUACAAAUUAAAAAUUAAAACUUAUCAUGAAUUAUAAUAUUUUCUUGACAAUUUUAUAAGCAAUGAUACUCACGAAGUCCCUUAUUAUUUCGAUUAUAACAAUGACUGCAUAUUAUGUUAUAUAAUUUAUUAAACAAGUAACUGUAAGACAUUCACAUAUUA
Messenger RNA from Rhopalosiphum maidis (corn leaf aphid), 2526 nucleotides. Its product is annotated as ABC transporter G family member 23-like. The record is from RefSeq and is a predicted model, not a curated record. Gene Ontology annotation, cellular component: membrane. Gene Ontology annotation, molecular function: ABC-type transporter activity; ATP binding; ATP hydrolysis activity. Lineage: Eukaryota; Metazoa; Arthropoda; Insecta; Hemiptera; Aphididae.